This is a messenger RNA of Bipolaris victoriae FI3, 1263 nucleotides long. RefSeq lists its product as hypothetical. Bases 1 to 1263 code for a protein of 420 amino acids. The record is from RefSeq and is a predicted model, not a curated record. Lineage: Eukaryota; Fungi; Ascomycota; Dothideomycetes; Pleosporales; Pleosporaceae. The transcript has a single exon.
AUGUCUACCAACCCCAACGUCACCCUCGCGCAAUCAAUGGGUCCGAUAGAGCUUUUGCCAUCCUACCUUACGUCAAAAGUGAGACCAAUAUGCCAACCGAGCUCACUACCUGUAAACACGCGAUUCUUCACCAACCAGACAGCACUGAUGUAUACGCUCACGAGUGUAUGGCAAGAGGAGCCACAACGAAUGAUCUCGCCUUCGCUAACGUAUCUUGGCAAUGUGCUCGAGAACUGCGUUGUAAAUUCGAUCCAGAUUGAUCUUGAUAGCCAGGACCGCGCGGCUAACCAACUGGCAUUCACGGAAUGGGGCGCGAGUGUGCGCACAUAUGUAACAUGCCAGAUAUCCACAGCCACCGGGCCAGUCUUCCUCAACGUCACCCAGUCUUACGACUACGUACCCGACACCGUCUCCUUUUCCCAAAUAGAAAUGUUUCUAGGUUCAGGAAUAUUGAGUCGUGAUCCGAUGGCACGAGCAAGUCUGUGGUGGGGCGAGUCGCUCAUGUCUACAUACUGGACCGAGGUCACCGCUGGCAUGCAGAAUGAGACGCGCGAAAGAAGCAAAGAUUAUUGGCCAACUCGCAAAGGCUCUCUCUACUUUGUUCCUCAGUCUGAUGCCAGAAUCGACGACGAUGGGUUUUUUAGUUACUUCCACGCGCAGUUCAUCGUGGCUACACAGCCAGGUAAAUACGAAUACCCGAAACCGAACAGCCAUCCAACCAUAGCAGAGCUCGACAGCUUGCGCGUGUAUCCUAACAUCUGGACUCCAGCGAGCAAUCUGGCCAAAGCGGCAUACGCCAUGGUCUUGGCUGAUCUGGGUCAGAAUACGAAAGAGCCAACAAUGUUGACGGACGUGGAGCUAUUGCGGUCAUUCACUUCGAAUCUUGUAUCUGCGCAGAAGAAAUCCGUCAAUGCAAAACCUGGGCCAGCGACUCAGAGCUACGAUGAUACAGAUACUGGUACCUUAUCUGUGACGCCCUCAGUUAUCUCCGCUCAAUACCUUUGCCAAGUUCCCCACAUGCGUUCACCAGGCAGCUUACUACUAGCUGUCUUAGUGGCAGAUUUAAUCUUUCUCCAGACGGCCUGGCAGCUGUAUAAGCUGAUCUGCGAACAUCUCCUUUCUCGCCGCUAUCCGGAUGCGAAUUCGUGCCAUGGGUGCUUGAGUAGUCCAGUAGAGUCUCAAGUAGCGCAUCCUGUAGAAUCGACUACGGGAGGGAAGUAUCUGCCGGUACGGCAACGCGAAAUUGAGGUAGGAGUGGCUUAG